UAGUAACCGGAAGUUGACAUGCAGAUGUCCAAAAUGGCGACCAAAGGAAAUUUCCCUCCAAACAUUUUGAUUUCUCAGAGGUUUACCAUAAUUUAGAGAACUUAACAUUGCAUGACACUCACUGGUCUCAAAUUAUAGAGGAUAACACUUUAUUUCUCAUCGGUUUCAAUAUAGAUAUGUAUAGGAUGCUGGAGUAAACAUGAAAUAAUUUACGAAAACAAAAAACAAUGUCAUCUGUUCAAAAGUUUCUAAGUCAUAUGCAAAUGAUGAACAUGUCAAAUUAAAAUUUCAACUUUGUGAAAAACAGAGCAUGUGAUAUUAUGACUUAAGAUUUGACACAAUGCCAGGUCGCAUGAUUUGUUUUGUUUGCGGUAGCCCUGGUGCAGAGACUACCCUACGUGUUCGGCAAAAUGACCGUGAGCCAUAUUUUCCCUUCCUUCUGCAUCAUGACCCACCGAAAGGUGCACGGCUGCCAAGUUCUGAGGGAGUGAUAGAUAGCUGUGCUGUUUGCUACAUGUUCUUGACCCAGCAAUGGGAAUCGUACGAGAGGUCAAAGACACCUGCUGUGAAACGCUUGUAUUGGUUGAAGAGGUCAGACAAUGGCAGCUUCACAGGAGCAGAAAUGAGAAUUCAGGGAGAAUAUAUAGCACAAGUAAUGGGACUUCAGUAUCCUCCAGGAGUGGAUGAAAGAGGUUCUCCUGAAAAUACAGCAGCAGAAAGAGAAUAUUCAAAUCACAGUAAUAAUAAUACAAGUGCCAUAAUGUAUAGUCGUUCAAAUUCUAAUAACCAGAGUCAUAGGAACUCAAGGGAUUAUUCUCCUCGGCCACACAACCAAGGGAAAAGUUCAGCCCUAGAUUUAUCUACUCCAAAGAAGCACUCUGACAGUCACCUUGUAACUGAAUCAAAGAAUAAAUGCGAAAGCAGUAACUCCGUGUGUUAUAUUUGUGGCCAGUUAUAUUGCCAUCAAAGCAAUAAUUUUUUAAGUGCUUUCUAUCAAGGAAAUGGAGAACCAUUUUUUCCAGUUUUAGAAAGAAUAACGCCAAGUGCAGGUGCUGAAUAUAUGACAAGAAGUGGCCAAGUCCAUGCUUGUAAUCAAUGCAAAAACAUGCUGUUUCAGCAAUGGCAAGCUUUUGAAAUGUCAGGGACGCCACUUUCUCAUAGAAACUUCAAACUUCCAAGGGAAACAGAAAGUAGAAAAAUGGAAAUAAAAACAGAAGAUAAAUAUGCAAAUAAUGUAAGUGCCUCAUCAUAUUUUUGCUACAUUUGUGGCUGUUCAUAUAUAACUGAUCAUGUACGUCUUUUGAAUACAUUACCUCCAAAGAGAGCAACUCCAGCAGCUAUAUUUUUCCCAUUUGUUCGGGAGUUGAAGAGACCAGCAAAUGCAGAGCCUCUUAGGUCCGAUGGAACUGUGAUAGUAUGUAUAAAGUGCUACAGUCACUUGAGUUACCAGUGGGAAAUACAAGAAUCAGAGGGAGUGCCAGUGUACUGUAGACAGUACUCGCUUCACUUCCUUAACGAAAAAUCUUCGCCGAAAGGUACAGUUUCAGAAAUGCUAAACCAAACUGGAGGCCCAAGUGGGGAAAGAAUUGAACCAUUAAAUAUUCGUAUUUCAUCGGCUAGUCCUAUGCAUUCAAAUACUACCUCUGGCACAAACUGCCCUCAAGGACUUCUGGCCAUAGCCUCUCAAGCAGAAAAUGCAACACAGUCUAUUUCUAGAAGUAGAAGCUCAAGUUUUUCAGGCAGUCCAAAUAAAUCACAGGACAUUGUCAUAGAUUCAAAGACGACUGCUGCUGAAGCUUACACAUGUCCAAGCUCGAUAUCAAAAACUGUACCCCACCCACUGCAACAAGUAACUGAGAUACCUAAUCGCAUUUGUUUCCUGUGUGGAGAGAAAUGCAUUAUUCAUAAGAUGAGACAUUUAUGCUCGUAUCCAGCUCGUCAUGAAGCUAAACACACAAAUUCGCAAGUAGAACCGUUCUUUCCGUUCCUAGCAAAUUGUACUCCGGCACCAGGAGCAGAGUCUUUAACAGAAGAUGGAACUGUUAUAGUUUGCAAACUUUGCUUUCACAGUGUAUUGAGACAGUGGACAGAAUAUGAGCAGUCUUCAAACCCAGCAGACAGCAAUCGUUGGCUGAGAAAAUACCAUCUUCCGAACUAUAUUUGUUACGUGUGUGCUGUUGAAAAUGAGAGGAAGUUCACCAGAACAAUAUCAGUGGAGAAUUUUAAUUUUCUGAAAGAGCACAAAGCUCCGAAAGGAUCGCUAGUUAUUGAUGAUGGAAGACGUGUGGCUGUGUGCAAAUCGUGUGCGUACAGUUUGAUGCAACAGUUUUCCGAGUACGAGAGGAUGGGGGUUCCACAUCAGCUGCGCAGAUUUAACUGGAUGCAGAAGUUGAACCAAAAUAUACCUGACAUGUGUAAUGAUGACGAAAGUCAGGACAAUAUAAAAGAAGAUGAUGAAAGCAGUCACGAAUAUAAACAUAUGGCGGAGAGAGGGUAUGAAAGGCCAGAGACAUGUCAAGACGAUUCUCUCCAUCACAGACGUCCGUCUGAGACAGAACAAGAAGUCCAUAGACAGAGACGUUUAUCAUUUGGUGGGAAGGAAGAAGAGAACUCACAGCAAGGUCCAUUAGGUUCAAAACCACCCCCACUGAACAUGAUGAGUCCCGCAGGCUCCAAGCACCAGAGAAAUACUGCAACUGUGUCCCCUCUGCAUCAUGUGACCUCGCCUACAAAUGGAGUGACGUCUCUUGGAGGAAGUGCGUCAUUAAAUGCGUCAAGAACGUCGAGUUUUGCUGCAGCUCUAAGAAAGUUGGCAAAUCAGGCUAAAGAUCCUCCAGACGAAGGGCCUGUAAAAACAGCAUCUUCUACCAGUCCAAGAGAUACAACGUCAAAGAGCGGGCCUCCACCAUUGAUGUAUAGCACGUCUACAACCUUGACCUCGCCUCCAGUGGUAACCAUAGCACCAACACAGUCUCAUCCAAGUCUACUGGCCAGUGAUAACAGACCUAGCUUGGAAAGAUUACACAGCAAUUCCUCAAUGUUUGAGUCAGUAUCAGGGAAGAUGGACAGGCCUCACUCCUCUGCCUCAAGGGAUGAUGACAGAGCCUCGAGUAGGGACAAUCUUUCCCAGUCUGCUCGAAGGUUGACACCACAUUCAACACCUGGGGCUGUUUCACCUAUGUCUGCUAGAGAAGAGGCACCAGCCCGAGGGUUCCAGCCAUACAGACCUGGUGACGACUUGCGCCCGCCCAUGUCAUCCUCGCUGGCCCUAGACCAUGCAGCCGCAGCCGCGGCAGCAGCUUAUUCAUACCCUGCAGCCUUUUUACCACCCCAUGCAUUUCCACACCCAGCAUUCAGGUUUGAUGACCCAUUAUUAUUGGAGCGUUACAGAAUGAUGCAGUCUCCAUACAUGCCAUACCCCCAGGGAAUGAUGCCACACCCUAGUCUACACCCUUUAUUAGCAGCCGGAGGGAGAUAUCCGCCAGACCUGUUCCCGCCCCAGUUUCCACCUUUCUCACAACAGAGCAGGAUGUCAGACCAUCGCUCACCAUCUAUGCUGUCAGAGAGACAAAGAAUGGAAGAGGAAAAACAGAGAGAAAUGGAACGUGAAAGAGAAAAGGAGAGGGAGCGUGAACGGGAACGAGAAAAGGACCGAGAGAUGGCUAUACAACGGGAGAGACAGAGGGCGCUAGAGAGAGAAGCUGAAAAACAGCGUGACCGAGACCGGUUAGCUUGUCAAGAUCGUGAUAGGCUGCCCUCUAGAGACAGGGACAGACUACCAUCGCAUGAGGACAUGGGCAAAGAAUCACUUGAGAGUUCUCUGUCUGCCAAAUUUGGCAGUAUUAUUCAAGGAACACCAAAAGGUCUUGGGAUUGCUGAUAGAUAUCCACGAGUCACAUCUUCGUCAUCAUCUACGGCAGGUCUCGGUCGAAAAGAUGAAAGGAAAAUUCCAAAGGAAGAGUAUGGUUUUCCUAGCAAUCAUAGUCAACAAUCUUCACACAGGGGCUCCAUAGAGGAACAUAAAAAACGAAUGUCUCUUGUCAACCCGUUGCGAGAGGGCGGGAAGCCUCGGCCUCCGCCACUAGUCUCCCCAAGGGCACAUGGAGAUCCCCAGUCACGCUCCAGUAAAAGUAACGAUACAGGUCUGUUUAGACCAUUUGACAGUAACCAGAUGAUGAAUGGGUACGACAAUCACAAUAGACGUGACAGGGAAAACUCUACAGUUUGUAAAGUGGAAUCUGAGGAAAAGAAACAUUCCCAUGAAAGGCAUCUUUUAAAUCCGAAGUACGAGAAAGAUACAAGGGAGACGACUCACAAGACUGGAUCUUCUGUUAGCGCCUUUCAGACGUUCGCGAAUCACAUUUCAAAAAUGGAAUCUGAUGCUCAGAUUUUAUCGCGUUCAGUCAACAGGGAUGCGUCAUAUAGUAUUCCACACUCUGCAUACUCGACACCAUUAAAUGUCCCGUCAUAUAACACUUCGUUAAUUCAGUCAGGUUUACACAGAAGUGAUCAAGUUGUCGGGACAGACUACUCUAAGUCUUCAGGACAUGAAUCUCAGAAUUGCGUUAGUAAACUCGAUCUUGACGAAAAACGGAAAAAUGAAUCUCGAGAUAAGACGUGUUGUAGUGAUAGUGAAUGUGACUUAAGUAAUGAAGAGGACAGUCAAGAAAAGCAACUCCUAAUUUCUUCAGGUCCACCACUUAAACUAGACACGUCGCCAAAAAAGAUCAAGCUCCUCUCAGAACUUGGACUGACAACUUUUUCAAAUAAAAAAGAUGCAGAUUUUGAGAAAUUUAGAAAGAGGCGACGGAGAAUGAAGGAGCGAAGCGUGAGCCCGGUGUCUGUCGAGUCUGGACCCCCUACACCACUGAAGUCACAAUACAGACCUGAAGAUCUGUGCAUGGAACCAGACUAUAAACUGAAAUGUCAAUUUCUGUCUCAGCACUUACAUCUAGAACCUGUUCCUCAUGAUACAAAGAAAGUUCAUGAUGUCAUUAAGAAGGCUUGCGAUGAAGAGAAAAAGAGGCGACUGAAUGUAGACGUUCCGAUUUGUGUCGAUAAUCAUAGUCUGAAAACUGGUGUUAAACGUAAACUUGAAGACGAUGUGUUCAGUCCAUCUCAAAUAGACUCAGAUUUUUUGCCGGACCGUAAAUUGAACCUUUUUCACAGAGACACAAAUACUAAUAGAUUAGGGAAAAGCACGUCAUCACCUUCUCUCGACAGCUUGGAAAGAAGUAAAUCAGAUUCCAGUGCAGUGAAUUUGAAACGGCCGAACAUGUUCGGAAAAAGUUUCGUGCAGGAAUUCCAUGAAUCUGUUUUACAAACAACAAGACAAAAGGAGAUGAAAAGAUUGUCAGGUGAAAGUCAGAAAAUAACUGAUCUGUCUCCAACAAAGUCCAUGCAUAUGUUACCAUGGCAACCGAUGAGUCUGGAAGCAUGGCCUGGUGUUGAUGGCAUCAUGGAAACUUACCAGAAAUAUCAUCAGGGAGAGAAGUUAGAACGGCAGGUAUUACUCGAUAGAAACCGUAAGUUACGUGAAGAGAAUGCCAAGCUUAAUACUGCAGCAGCACAGCUCAGCCAGAGAAUGGAGGUAAACUAUGGAAAUGAGCUACUGAGGAAUAAACGGCAACUUGAAGAACUGAGAUGUUACAAUCAGGAACGUGUGGAUGUACUAAAAUCAUCUAUCAAGAAACUCAAAUGAGGGUCGGAACAUUCAAGAUUCAUGUUAUUGUCCCCAAAUUACCAAUUUAAGAAAUUCAUUUGAAAUAUUGCACUUAUUAAUCAAGAAAUUCAAAUUGAGGUUUAAACAUUUUGGUUACAAGAUGUUUGAAAAGCACAGAUGAGGAAACUCAUCAAAACAUCAGUUGCUAAGACUACAGCCUGCGAAAUGUAUAUAACAGUUAACUCAGAUGCAGAUCUUCAGGUGUAUGCUGACAGAUGAAACUGUCUGGAACUAUUUUCUAUUGAACAAAUUAUUCUGAUCCUUUCCUCAGACAGAAUUUUGUAGUAUGUGUUGCAUAUGUAUAAUGAGCUUUGAAUACGAGGAUAGAGUGACAGACUGAAAUAUUGUAGCUUGUCCUUUUAAAGGAUUUUCAGAUUUUAUGUUUUAUUUAGUCAUUAUAUAGUGGAGAAAAAUUGAGUGCUGAGCACAAACUAUUGUUCAAGGUUUUCAUAUGUAUACACUUGGAAUAACAUUUUUUUAUUGGAUGUUCUUUAUUAUGUCCUAAUAUUUAUGUCCUUGGCAUUAAACUGUUGUAACUGUAAAGUUUGUGUCACUGAUAGCAUUUUAUUCUUUUGUUUUCCUAGAUACUGUAUGAUGAUACAUGUAUUAGUAAUUUUAAUCAUUCUGAGGAACUAAAGGAUGGAAAUUUAAAAAAGAAAUUGUGGAGUUUUUAAUUUAUUGUCAAAGGAUCCAGUGUUAUUUUCACCCAUUUCGGAUUGCUAAAAUUAAAAAAAAUGUAAUUUUCACAACAUUUGUCAGAUCAAAAUAAAACUUCAGAAAUAUCAUACAUUGCUGUAUAAUGGUAUCAAAUACUGCAAAACUUCAAGAAAAAUUUGCUCCAAAUUUUCAGAGACCAUCGUUAUACAACUUUCUAAAAAAAAAUUCUUAAGAAACAUUCAAAGUUCGAAAAAGUUUCAAGACGUUUAAACUGUUACUAUUUUUUCCCUGAAAAAAUUAGGAUUAAUCAUUUAGAUAAUGCUGUUGUAGAAUUAGUAAUUCAAACAGUGGAUUAAGUGACAGGGACAGUAGUUUCAUGCCAAGGAAACAGUAUGUUAAAUGUUACUAUAAAUAGAUGUAUAAAUAUGCUUAUUAAUGUUAUAUGCUAGUGUCACCAUGUCUUUCAGAAGGCUGAUUGUACUAGCAUUAUCUGUGUUGUGAUACACUGUUACAUAAACACACUUGAGAUUUCAUACUUGUAUGUGUAUGCAUAUAUGUUAAAUUUCAUUAUUUCAUGAUGUGUUUAAGAGGUGUAAAAAUUUCGAGCAUUGCGGUUUUCACACAAUUUAGCCUUACAUGUUCAAAAUUUACUUGUAAAUCUUGUGCCUGAAGAUUUAAACAUGAAGAUUUAUGUGUAAGAAGCAACUUCAAAAAUUUCGGACAGUUUUCAGGAGAUGCUAAGAAGUAUGCAUAGUGAUUUUUCUGCCCAUAGAACAUUUAUGAUCUUUAUUACCCGUACUACAAAAGGGGGUUGUCAGCAUAUAGGUGAACAUGUACAGUCUUGAAAUCUCAACCUGUCUUAUAUCUGUUGCUAGGAAACAAGUAUUACUGUCUGAUGUUUUUAAUUUGUUAUUCGAAGUUGCUGUUAUUGUAGUCUAGGGGUUGUGGAGUCAAGAAUAAAGUAAAUACUCAGAAGGAGAAAAAACAAACACAGUUAAAUCUCAAGUUAUAAAGGUUUUAUUAAUUAAAGUUAAGUUGACUAAAAGAUGAAUUUUGGAAGAAGGUUCCAAAAAUAGCACACAGUAGUAAAUAUGACAGUGUUGAUGAAAUUGAAACGUUGAGAUUGAACAAAGGUCAAGGUGACAUGUACACAAGCUGUUGAUGAUAGGAUGGUUCUAUUGUAUAAAUUGAGGCGUAAAAUUAUUAAGGGCAGGAACUAAUAAUAUCUUUCUAGCCUGUGCUGUUUUAAUCUCCACAGUUAGCUAUUCCUUUGCAGCAUGUCCGUUUCCUACAUGUUGUCUGCUGCAUAACAAUUUCGCUGUAUGUUGCAUCACAUACCAAUAUUUCUUAUAUGCCGUUUGCUGCAUCACAUAUUCCAUACAUGCCAUCUGCUGCAUUCAUGCCAAUAUUUCUUGCAUACCAUUUGCUGCAUUCCCUACUUGUCAUCUGCUGCAUCACAGAUGGUUUUCACAAUUUUUUUUUUUUUAUCGAGGAUAUUUAUUUCUUCACAGAUUUUAUGCAUAUAGCUAUCAUUCACUACAUGACAGAUGAGUUUUAAUUUUUCACAGAUUUUCUCUAUAUUGAGGAUACUGGUAAUCUGCAUAAACAAAUUAUGUAGAUAGUUUAAGAAGUGUACUGCCUUCUUUUGUAAGUAAUUAUUCUCAAUAUAACAUUGAACAUUGUUUACUAGAACAUGGAAAUCUCCCUACAUUAGGAUUUCAUCUGUAAUUUAAAGACACUGUCUUCAUACAGCAGGUUUAUCUCUUCACUAACUGUAUUCUAUGCAUUGAGGAUGUUCUCUCUACAGCUUUAUUAUAGAUGGAGACACAUAGUUCGAUAAGGUUAGAAUGAAUAGGGAAGAAAAUGAAAACAAUUUGAUGCAUUUAAAUUUGAUUGGUUUAUACCUUAAUGUUUCUAAAUAAAACUGUGAAAUAGCACAUGAUCAAGUUUAGUCAGACCUGUGUUAAAGACCAUUUGUGAAUUAUAAUACUGACCAUAAUGACUGCUGAUUUCAUUUCCCAUAAGAGACCUCCAGUAUACUUUAACUUGUGAAUGAAGGCCUACAAAUUACAAAUAAAGACCUAUUUUUUGCGUGGUCUUAUAAUACAGGUCUGAUCAUACAUACACAUGUAGUUUUUCAGCAUUGUUUUACCAGUAAAGAAUUUUAUGUCCUAUAUUGUCAAUAAAAUUUUGUUAAGGACACUUUUAUAUUAGGGGAGAUGGAGUAAUGUUAUUUACUACUUUAUCAACAAUUUUUUUAGAUGGAAACCAUACGAUCAAAGCUGGUUAAUUUUUUUGUCGGAAUCAAAUUUAUUUUAUUUUGUAAAAGGGGCAUUUACUUUAUAUCCAGUUGGUAUCUUUGUUUGUAUAUUUUUAUAAAAAGGCACUCUGGCAAACUUUUUAGAAUUCUAUAUAACUUUUAUAACAUUUUCUGAUUUGGAAAUAAAAUAAUUUUACAUGUGCAGCUUAUUUUUAUGUGUCGUUGAUUGUUCAUUCUAUCUUGAUGUCAAACAUGUAUUUUUCUUGCUCUCACAUUUCACUAUGGCUUAUUCCAGUACUUCUGCCUAUUUGAAUUGGCAAGUAGAUUUUUGUCAUUUUACAUAGCAUAUCAUUAAUUUAAGUGGCAUUAUUUUCUGUUCAGCUUGUUAAUUUGAACUUUCAUAAUGCGUUCAAUAUAAUAUAUAUUUGCGGCAGCUUACAUUUUUAUUUUUGUAAUUUGUGCAACUUCACUGAAUUGUAUAAUUUUAAUGGAAAAAAACCCUAAUUGGUAAUAAAGUGGCCAAUGGGAGGGUCUUUCCCUUAUUGUAGUAACAGUUGUAUAUUUUCUUAAAUGUGUCUAAGAAAAAUCCCCAGAACUUGUAAGUUGCUUAAUGUUUAACAGUAGAACAUCACCUGUACGAGGUCGCAAAUGGAAGAGCUAAAUGCUCGAGUUAUCGAGGUUUUUGAAUAACCCAAAAAUAGAAAAGAAAAUGAAAUCGGCCUGGCAUUACAUGGAUUGUUCAUGCGAGUACAGGCUCAAGCCAGUGUUGUUCCACUGUACCACGUUUAUAAAGCAUUCUUUCUAUGCAUAUACACAUUCAGAAGUUGUUUAUGAAACGAUAGGAAUUAAUUACAAAGUGUUAAAACUAUUUUAAUUAAAGCACCCGCUUAGCUCAGUAGGGAGAGUGAAGAUGUAUACGGAUUGCACAGUCGUGAAUUCAAUUCCUGGGUGGGGCGUAUGUUCUCCGUGACGAUUUGAUAAAAGACAUUGUGUCUGAAAUCAUUUGUCCUCCACCUCUUAUUUGUGUGAGGAAGUUGGCAGUUACUUGCAGAGAACAGGUUUGUACUGGUACAGACUCAAGGAACAGUGGUUUGGUUAACUGUCCGCCAUAACUGAAAUACUGUUGAAAAAUGGUGUUAAACCCAAAACAAACAAUAACACGCAGAUUAUAGCUUUUGUCUGUUGCCUUCCCAGUGAGUUAAGUAUGUAGAGCCGCUUGCUUCAUGUGGUGAAGUUGUCGGCUACUUCUCAGGUCAUUUCUUGCUUUAUAUGGUGAAGAUGUCAGCAACUUGUCAGGUCAGUACUAGUAGAGAUCCAGGGCCAUAGGUUAUAGGUCGACAGACAACUGAAACUGUGGAAUAAUGGCAUUAACCCAGUAUUGUACAAACUGAUUUCUGAAAAAAGGGGUCUAAUACUUUCAGGGAGGUCAGGAAAAAUGAAGUAAGACUUAAAUCUAUAAAUGUAUUAUAUACCUUUCUUAUUGUGGUGGCACUGUUUGUGUACUUGUUCCCUUAACUAAUACUAAGCUUAGAAACUGUAAAGAAAUGUUUUUUGUUGGGAGUUUUUUUUUCUCUUUAAUCAAGAUUUAAAUGUAUCGUAUAUAUGUCAUCAAGCAUGUGUAAUUUCUACAUUCCCUAAAUUCAGUGUGAGUGGAUUAAACUUUUUCUCUUGGUGUUGAAGAUGUAAGAAUUCAUCUUUCCCUUUUAUGUCAGUGAUAUAUUGAAUUUGCAUUUCAUUAAAGGCCCAUAAUGCAUUUAUUUAAAAUGUGCUGCACAAAUGAGAUAUGUGAUUGAGGUUAUGAAAAUAUUGUAAAAAACACCGUAUCGUUUUGUAUGGUAAUAGUGUGCUGAUUUAGAAAUUUAUUAGAAUAUUUGUCAGUUGCAUAAAUAAAGUUGUUGCCCAGUUUUAUGUCAGUAAAUUCAAUACAAAUUUACUGAAAUGUAUUUAGAAAAUAUGUAUUGUACAUUAUCGGUACAUCUAAACUUCAGGUUCUUAUCUCAAUAAAUUUUCUUACUGUAGUGGGUAAAUCUUUGCUUCGGUUUUAGUUUGCAAUUUAGUAAUUAGCUUAUUUGCAUUGUUAAGAAUUAAUGACUGGUACCUGGGUAUAUAUUGAAUUAAUGACUGGUACCUGGUUAUAUAUUGAAUUAAUGACUGGUACCUGUACCUGGUUAUAUAUUGAAUUAUUGGCUGGUACCCGGUUAUAUAUUGAAUUAAUGGCUGGUACCCGGUUAUAUAUUUAAAGCAUGUUGUUUCAAAUUAACCAUUCUGCAGUAUUUCUUUGUUUACAGUUUCCGGUGCUUACAUGCAAAAUGUUCCUGUCCUGUUGUUGAGUUUAAGCAUUCGAUUUCCUUAUGAUGCUUUUUUAUGGGGGAAUUCUGAAUUUUGUCCAGUUUAACUAGAUUUUGUGCAAGUAGUCCCUAUUAUGCUAACUUAGCAGGGAAUUUGUAGUUUCGUGAAAUUUAGUGCAAGAGUUUCUAUGACGCUAACUCUAGCAGCCAUCAUACAAAGUGGUCAGUGUUACUUGUUAUACACUUUGGUCAGUGUAACUAAAUACAGUGUAUGUAGUCCCUAUGAUGUUAACUUCAGCAGGGUUUAGAUUUGAUCAAUUUCAUGAAAUUUAGUGUGUAAGUUCCUUCAGCUUUUCAUAAAGCACAUGCAUAUGUGAAUGUAAUUUUUUGCAUUGUUAAUUUUGCUUACUAUGAACAACUUUUAAAGAGUAGAUAUUUUACAAUGUUUUUGUUUAGUUAUGUGCUGAUAUAUUUAUGAUACCGUAGGUGUAAUGUGUGCUCGGUUCUGACUUGCUAAUGUUUUAAAGAUAAAUCAAUUAAAAGUUAUUACCGUCA
Mercenaria mercenaria is the source of this 11482-nucleotide messenger RNA. RefSeq names its product genetic suppressor element 1-like. The record is from RefSeq and is a predicted model, not a curated record. NCBI's taxonomy places the organism in Eukaryota, Metazoa, Mollusca, Bivalvia, Venerida, Veneridae. The transcript is spliced from 15 exons. The coding region runs from base 341 to 5701 and encodes 1786 amino acids.